Molecule: messenger RNA, 1302 nt
Organism: Dermatophagoides pteronyssinus (European house dust mite)
Lineage: Eukaryota; Metazoa; Arthropoda; Arachnida; Sarcoptiformes; Pyroglyphidae
Product: ribonuclease P protein subunit p40-like
Biological process (GO): tRNA 5'-leader removal; endonucleolytic cleavage in ITS1 to separate SSU-rRNA from 5.8S rRNA and LSU-rRNA from tricistronic rRNA transcript (SSU-rRNA, 5.8S rRNA, LSU-rRNA)
Cellular component (GO): multimeric ribonuclease P complex; ribonuclease MRP complex
Molecular function (GO): ribonuclease MRP activity; ribonuclease P activity
Source: RefSeq, a predicted model, not a curated record
UUUGCCAUGUGAUUUUACCCGCGGAGGAUUUUCUUCUUUUUUUGAAAAUUAUUUAAAAACACAAAAUGACCGAUUCAUAUUGGUCAAAUUUUUCACCAAUACCAAGUUCCCGAUUGAUUAGAAUUGCUGAUAAUGAUAAUGAUGAUGAAAUUGAUAAAAUUAUUGAUAAUCAUUUAUAUGGUCGUUCAAUACAGAUAUUUUCAACAAAUAUUUUGUUUCAACAACAGGUGAAAAAUUUCCUCGUUGAUCAUAAUGAAAUGGGAUUUUUAUUCGUAAAAAAUCUACCAAUUUUUCUAUUGAUUCAAGAUGAAUUUAUCCAAACCUAUUGGAAUAAUGGUAAUGUUUAUGGUUUGUCGGUCGAUCAAGAUGUUAAUACUGAAAAUACAAUGGCCAUUAUUGAUCGAAAACGUAUAUUAUUAUCACUGAAUUCGCAAACAUAUCAUCGAUUAGGUAUUAUUGGCAAGGAAUCGAUUAUGAAUCGUACAAAAUGUUUAACACCAAAAUAUCGUAUUGUAAUCGAUUUGGAUAAACCAUUUUUCAAACCAUCGAAACGUCAUUAUAAACGUAUUGAUGAAUGUUUACGACGUUCAUGUUUAACAUUUAAUGUUAUACUUAAAUGGGAACCAAAUAAUAAUCAUGAAAUGUCAAAUAUUUCACCAAAUUCAUUGGAAGAAUAUUUUCAAUAUUUAAAACAGCAAAAAAAUUCGAAUGAUCCGAUCAUUUCCAAAAUGACAAUCGAAAAAUGUAUUCCAAAUUAUCGUUCAUUUUAUCAACAAGUGGAUAGAAUUUUCAAUGUAAAAACAAUAACAAAUAUUGAAAAUGUUGAUGAAAAUGAAUUGGCCGAUUUUAUUGAAUGGUGUUCGGCACAAAUGGCUCAAAUAAAAUGUCAAACAAACGAUCUGGAAGUAUCGACAUUUCAAUUGGAUACAUCACAAUCGAUUCCUGUUGCCAAACCAAACAAUUUACUAUAUGGUGUACAAAUUGAUGGUUUUUUUAUCAGCACAAAUGUAAAGAAAUUAAUCCAAACUCUUAAACCUUUUAUUUUCAAUUUUGAUCAAACGGAUUCUUCUUUAAUGGUGAAUGCAAUGAUUGUACAUGGAUUUGAAAACAAUCCACAAUGUUGGUCAGGAACAAAUAAUGAACAUUAUAAACAUCUUUCGGGAGAAAAUCUUUAUGGUUUUAGUGUUUUGAAUUCAAUGUUCAGAUUAAUUUGGUGCCAAAGUGAUGAUUAUGAUUAUGGAAUUGAAAAAUUCUAAUUAGAAUUAAUUCGAUUGAAAUUCACUAUCGCGAUGUAUCGAUUGU